CCCAAACGCGCCUCGCGCGCGGACACCUCCCUAGGCCUGGAUCCCGGAGUCGGCCGUCCUCCGCGUUCGGCCUGUAGUUCUAGAAUUCUCAGCUUAUCUUCCUCAGGUGCUGUGGCCAAGCGCGGACGCCCUCGGCGGCGCAGCCACCCAGUGUUUUCUCCUGGUCCCCAAGUUCGCCGUCCUGGGUCCUCCGCCUCAGGCCCAAGCAGCCCCUUCAGCCUUCUAACUAGCUGGAAUUACAGCACCAAGAAGGAAACAGUCCAGGUACCCACCAGUCCAGUCAUGCAGGUACAGGCAGAUGGAGACAAUCUCAUCCCCUUUGCCAAGUGUUCCAGAGUGGUCAGCCGAUCUCCACCCCCGAGCCUCCCUUCCCAGAGCCUCACAUCAACAUCCCAGCGUUAUGGAAAUGUCUUCUGGGAGAAUCUUUGCCAAAGGCCCAGCCCCACCUGGACAGAGGAACAGUAUAUUCCACCCAUGCUGAGAAAUAGUGGCUACUCUCAGCCUGGCCUGUACCCUCUUGAGGGACUCCCACCCCCUGAGAUGCUUUGCAGAAGAAAGAGAAGAAGAUCACAUUUGGAGGGAAUGAAGCAGGGACCUGGGAGUAUCCCAGCCCGGGUAAGGGCUGUCUCUUAUCACCUGGAGGACCUGAGGAAGCGCCAGAGAACCAUGGAUGAACUGAAGAAGGCCCAGUGGGGCAACUCUAGGGCAGCAUCUGAGCCUCUUGUGCUUGACGAAGAAGGCUGUGGAUUCCCCAGCACUACUGAAUAUCCUGAUCUGGAAGAGGAGAAGGCAACCUAUCCACAGGAAGAGAACCAUUUUGUCACUCCUGGAAGGGACCAGCUGCUUUGGUCUCCCUGGAGUCCCUGGAGCCAGGAAGGUGGUUGUGCCUCCAGAAGGCUGAGCUCUACGUCCUACAGCACUGUCACAGCCAGAAGGAACCCCGUGUACAAUUCCUGGGGCAUGGAGUUGGAGUCUGAGGAGUAAAGAGAAACCAUCUGUGCCCAAGAUGCUGGUGCCACUUCAGGAACUCAAGAACAAUUCCAUCACUAGAAUCACGCCAUUGCUGGCAUGGAGCCAUUUCUCUUUCCUUAACCUCUCCAGCUGUUGGUCCCAUCCUCCAGAAUAGGCAUUCACAGCCCCCUUGGGCUUCCAUCUCAAUGGGCUUCCAUCUCAACUACCCCCUCUUUCGGGGAACUCCCAAACCAGGUUUUCCCCUAGGCCUUCCCCUGGCUUUGUGUUCUUCUCUGUUCCGUUAUUAAAGAGCAAGUGAGUGGA
Messenger RNA from Ictidomys tridecemlineatus (thirteen-lined ground squirrel), 1275 nucleotides. The record is from RefSeq and is a predicted model, not a curated record. Lineage: Eukaryota; Metazoa; Chordata; Mammalia; Rodentia; Sciuridae.